This is a messenger RNA of Phaeodactylum tricornutum CCAP 1055/1, 591 nucleotides long. RefSeq lists its product with no specific name. The record is from RefSeq and is a predicted model, not a curated record. The transcript has 2 exons. Gene Ontology annotation, molecular function: RNA binding. Gene Ontology annotation, cellular component: nucleolus. Lineage: Eukaryota; Bacillariophyta; Bacillariophyceae; Surirellales; Neidiaceae. The annotation marks the transcript as partial.
CAACCGAAUUUUCCACAAGUGUCGGCACUACAAGCGACGGGGGGAAAGUCCGAAUACCGACGGGUCCGUUGUCCGCCGCAUAGGUAUACUCCCCUACGUGAACACUGGGAACAAAUUUUGACGCCCCUCGUGGAAUAUCUGAAAUUACAGGUUCGCUUCAAUACCAAAUCGCGAUCUGUCGAAAUGAAAACGUCCCCGCACACCGUGGACACGGGAGCUCUGCAAAAGGGUGCCGACUUUGUGUCGGCAUUUAUGAUGGGUUUCGAAGUCCAGGACGCCGUCGCACUGUUGCGUCUUGACGACCUGUUUGUGGAAAGUUUCCAGGUCACGGACGUGAAACUGCUCCGGGGUGACCACCUAUCCCGUGCCAUUGGUCGGAUUGCCGGUCAGGACGGUAAGACCCGCUUCGCGAUCGAGAACGCUACCCGCACCCGUAUCGUCGUCGCUGACCAACGAGUGCAUCUGCUGGGAUCAUACGCUAAUCUACGAGUAGCACGGAACGCUAUUUGCGAUCUGAUUUUGGGAGCGCCACCCGGGAAAGUUUACAAUUCGAUGCGCAACGUGGCCAAGCGUAUGAGCGAGCGGUAUUAA